UCGUUAAAAAGAAAUUCAUUUCAUACCUGAAAAUGAUACUAGUAUUGUUAUUCACUGUAUUUGUUGCCGCAUCAAGUGCUGACUUAGCUACUAUUUUAAAACCAUGCAAUAGAACGAGUGACAUAAACGCAUGUCUCAUAAACAAUAUAGAAGUAGCAAAAUCGGAGAUCAUAAACGGAUUUCCGGAUCUUUCAAUUCCUCCCCUAAAUAAUUUACUAAUCACUCACUCCACUGUAAAAAUUCCCAAUUUGGAUGUGGAUUUUUGGAAUUUCAACAUAACCGGUCUCGAAAAUUUCGUAAUACAAAGCAUUGACUGCGAUUUAAACAAGGAAAUUAUCGUGAUAAAAAUACAAUUUCCUUACGGGAAAGGCGUUGGUUCAUACAAAAUCAAAGGACACAUCUUCAAUUUGAAUUUGGAUAGCAUGGGGGAAAUAAAUGGAAAUGCUACAAAUGCUAUUCUACUAUUCACAAUGAGGACCAAAGUGAUUGAAAAAGGCCGUGAUUUCUAUUUUCGGAGAGUAAGCCAAGAGGUUAAAUUGCAUUUGGAACACGGAGUAUUUUAUUGUUACAUGGAUAAUCUGUAUCCUGGAAAUAAGAUAUUAACGGAGAAAAUGAAUGAAAUCAUAAACGCUAAUAGUUAUUACAUGUACGAAGUCUUAGUUCCAUUCGUAGAAAAUAUGUUUAAUGAUAUUUUAUCAGAAGCAUUUGAUUUACUGUUUGAAAAGUUUACAUACGACCAAAUGUUCCCAUAA
Molecule: messenger RNA, 752 nt
Organism: Nicrophorus vespilloides
Lineage: Eukaryota; Metazoa; Arthropoda; Insecta; Coleoptera; Silphidae
Exons: 3
Coding region: 33-752 (239 amino acids)
Source: RefSeq, a predicted model, not a curated record